AUGGAUCGUAACUCACAGAACCGUUCAGCCCCCUCGAUUCAACAAAGAAGCGUUUCCCGUAGAAUUGAUGAACAACUAGAAUUAAUAGCCCCACCAAGACUUGCCAUUUUUGCUGGUCACCUUUUUAAAAAGUUUACAAAAAAUAUAACUUUGUAUCUUUUGAGUCCUACUCUUCUCGAUCUGAGAUGGUUUGUAAAAGAAACAACCUUUAAGGUUUGGUUAAAGAUACUGGCAAGUGUUUGA
Molecule: messenger RNA, 243 nt
Organism: Cavenderia fasciculata
Lineage: Eukaryota; Evosea; Eumycetozoa; Acytosteliales; Cavenderiaceae
Exons: 1
Coding region: 1-243 (80 amino acids)
Source: RefSeq, a predicted model, not a curated record